This is a messenger RNA of Eufriesea mexicana, 1554 nucleotides long. RefSeq names its product Thioredoxin-related transmembrane protein 3 (gene Tmx3). The transcript has 10 exons. NCBI's taxonomy places the organism in Eukaryota, Metazoa, Arthropoda, Insecta, Hymenoptera, Apidae. The coding region runs from base 230 to 1525 and encodes 431 amino acids. The record is from RefSeq and is a predicted model, not a curated record. Gene Ontology annotation, cellular component: endoplasmic reticulum.
UUAGAUGAAGAGUGCAACAUCAGUUCAGAAAAUGCCGAUAUGAAAAUUGUUUGGCGUCACAGGAAGAAAACAUGGUAGAAAUGUAUUGGAUUGCGUCGUGUGCAUUUCGAUUUAAUAGUUAAAAGUGUUAAUUAUUCUAAUUAUGUGAAAGUAAAAUAAUUAAAUAUAAUACUUUGGACCCUAAGAUUUCAUAACAAGUCUUUUUUAAUAAGAAGCCCCUUUUGCUGCAAUGGUAACAAUCACGAAAUUGGUUCUCAUCGCAGUUAUAUAUGCUUUUUCAGGUAUUUUUACUCCUGUAAUAGCAUCACGUGUAAUUGAACUAUGUGACAGAUUUUUGGAUAUUCAUAAAGAUGGUCAGUGGCUUGUAAUGAUGUAUGCACCAUGGUGUGCACAUUGUAAAAGAUUAGAACCAAUUUGGGCUCAUGUAGCACAACAUUUAUAUGCAACAUCAAUAAGAGUAGGACGGGUUGAUUGUACUAGAUUUACAAGUGUUGCUCGUGCUUUUAAAGUUAAGGGAUUUCCAACUAUUAUAUUCUUGAAAGGUGAGCAAGAAUUUGUAUAUCAUGGUGACAAAACACGAGAUGAAAUAGUAAAAUUUGCACUACGAGUAAGUGGUCCACCAGUUCAAGAAAUAACAAAAACUCAAAGUUUUGACACUAUUAAAAAAGAACGUGAUUUGUACUUUUUAUAUGUUGGAGAAAGAUCUGGGCCAUUAUGGGAAUUUUAUUACAAGACUGCAGAUGUGUUCCAGCCACAUGCAUUUUUUUAUCAGUCUCAUCCAAAUGUUGUUAAUAAACAUGCUCCAGUAGAAAGUAUUCCAGCAUUAUUUGUCUAUAAGGAAAAUUUACAUUAUAAUUUUAGUGAUCAUAAUAUAGAUAAUGCAGAAGAACUAAAUGAAACAGUAUACAAGUGGAUAAAUACAGAACGUUUUCUUACAUUUCCAAAAGUAACAAGAGGAAAUAUAAACCAACUUUUAUUGACAAAAAAAAAUUUAGUUUUAGCAGUAGUAGAAGAAAAUCAACUAGAAGAAGUACCACCACAUAUGAUACGAUUUAAAAAUAUGGUAGAAUCUAUAAUUAAAAGUCAGCGAGAAAAAUAUCAUGACCAUUUUCAAUUUGGUUGGAUAGCUAGUCCAGAUCUAGUCAAUAGUAUAGCAAUGAUGGUUUUACCAUUGCCAAAUCUAAUUGUUAUUAACACUACAACAAACCAUCACCACAUUCCAGAGGAUGAAGCAGAAAAACUGACUCCUUAUGUGAUAGAGUUGUUCCUAGAGCAAAUUCGAAAUGAAAGUGCUCCGCGAUAUGGUGGAAAUAGUUGGUUGAUACGUAUAUAUAGAUCAUGGUUUGAAUUAAAAACAACUCUUUCUGCAAUGUGGAUGGGUAAUCCUAUCCUAACGAUAGUUUUAUUUGGUUUACCGGCAGGAUUUUUAUCAUUGAUAUGUUAUGGAAUUUUUUGUCCAGAUAUUUUAGAUGCAGAUGAUGAUGAAGAAGAUCAGCCAGGAGCAAAUCAUAUGAAAAAAGAUUAAAACAACUGAAUUACGAUAUUGUUUACAUC